CGUUUCGCCAUUUUCCUCUUGCAGACCCGGUGCUCUCUCUGACGGUUACGUUGUCACCACCUCUGAGCGCUUUUAACCUCCUCGCAGCUGACAGUGGGAACGGGCAAGUCCUGAAAAAGAACAACGCCUGUCUUAUAGCUGUAUAUCCCCGAGAGAGAAGUGAAGCAUGUCGUCUGCCCAGGAGAGCCCGGAGUACUCGCCUUUCUUCGCUGUGAUGGGAGCCUCUGCGGCCAUGGUCUUCAGCGCAUUAGGAGCAGCAUAUGGUACAGCAAAGAGCGGCACGGGGAUUGCUGCCAUGUCCGUGAUGCGGCCAGAGCUCAUCAUGAAGUCCAUCAUCCCCGUGGUCAUGGCCGGUAUCAUUGCCAUCUACGGGCUAGUGGUGGCUGUGCUGAUAGCAAACAACAUCUCUGACAGAAUCAACCUCUACAAGAGUUUCCUGCAUCUUGGUGCUGGUCUGAGUGUGGGCCUGAGUGGUCUUGCAGCUGGGUUUGCCAUUGGAAUUGUGGGCGAUGCGGGGGUCCGAGGCACUGCUCAGCAGCCCCGGCUUUUCGUGGGCAUGAUCUUGAUCCUGAUCUUCGCUGAGGUGCUGGGGCUUUACGGCCUUAUUGUGGCCCUCAUCCUCUCCACAAAAUAAGUGUCUGCAUCAAACACCAUCUCAUUCAUUCCACAUUAAAGCAGCAAGAACAAAUAGGAGAUUUUCACCUACUUCCAUUACACCCUGUGGGUCUGACAGGAUGGGAUGGCAACAGAAACAUGUUGGCAGUCGACUUUGACUGCUCACUCCUCAGUAGACGUGAUCUAUUUGUGAUCUAUCCAUAAUGUUUAAAGCCAUCCAGUUGUGUCAGGUCCUUUUGUGUACAGAAUGGGCAUGAUGAUGUAUUGGUUGUUGUGGGAUGAUGUGUGGACAGUCUGCCUGAUUUGUUGUCUGAUCUUAAUCUGUACAGUGAUCCAGAGUCCCUCCACCCUUGUAAAUGUAGUAACCAGUCUGUGCUGUGAGUGUGAGUAUAAAUGUUUACCUCUCUGACCACCCCCCUUCCUUUUGGUUUUUGUUUUAUGUUGGUGGUUUUGAUUGUAAUUCUCUGUUUUGAAACUGCUGAAAAAUUGUGCACAUUAGUAUUUUAUUUUUUUCCAUGUUCUUUUUUGGGGACCAUGUUUGAAAUCAGGAGCUGUCGAGACAUAUUUUUGUCACUAUUUAUGGAAAGAUAUGAAGAUAUUGACUUCAUGAAUCUGUCUAAAUGGAAUAUUGUUAAUAUCAAAUACCCUAUAUACAUAAAAAUACAUAUAAAUUAUCUGUGUAUAGUUAGAUUAUUGCACUGUGGGUAAUUGUUAAAAGUGCUUGGAAUUCCUCUGGAUGUAGUGUGAUUAUUAAUGGAGGAUGUCCACAUGUUAACUUGGAGCUGACUGUGACUGUGUGUAUGUGAGUGAGUGAGUGAGUGAGUAAGUGUGAGAGAGUUACCCGAGUGCAGAAUGCGUGUAAGUGAAUUUUAUGUUUAAUAUGACAUUCUCAAUCACUAGUAUUGUUUACCUGUAGUGCUGCUGUCUUUUUGUUUCUUGUUAAAAGGUCACUGUUCAGCCAUACCUGUCAGAUUUCCGAAUAAAACUCAACCUCCUCCAGAA
Messenger RNA from Solea senegalensis (Senegalese sole), 1617 nucleotides. RefSeq names its product V-type proton ATPase 16 kDa proteolipid subunit. The transcript is spliced from 3 exons. Gene Ontology annotation, biological process: proton transmembrane transport. Gene Ontology annotation, molecular function: proton-transporting ATPase activity, rotational mechanism. Lineage: Eukaryota; Metazoa; Chordata; Actinopteri; Pleuronectiformes; Soleidae. Gene Ontology annotation, cellular component: proton-transporting V-type ATPase, V0 domain. The coding region runs from base 167 to 634 and encodes 155 amino acids. The record is from RefSeq and is a predicted model, not a curated record.